CGCUCAGGUGCGUGAGGCCGCGUUAGCUCAAGACCUUGCAGACUUGGUCCCAUCAUGGAGCACAUCCGCACCCCCAAGCUGUGGGACCUAUAAGAACUCUUAGAGUUUGAAACGUAAUUUUCCUGCAGCAGCAUCCAGAGUUAACAAGAAGACAUGGAAACAUCUCAUUACUAUUCUAAUCUACCACCAUCUGUGAACCUUGUUCAGUUCUACUGAGGUUUUCUAAAAAUAAUCCAAGUGGUUGAAAAUGUCCGCUUGGUAGAUCGAAUAUCUUCUAAAAAAGCAACCCUUGGUACUUUGUAUUUGACGGCUACUCAUGUCAUAUUCGUGGAAAAUGCAACUGACACAAGAAAAGAAACAUGGAUUCUUCACAGUCAGAUUUCCACCAUUGAAAAGCAGGCAACCACAGCUACUGGAUGCCCUCUGCUUAUUCGUUGCAAGAACUUCCAGCUAUUACAACUCAUCAUACCGCAGGAGAGAGAUUGCCAUGAUGUGUACAUUUCUCUAAUACGCCUUGCAAGGCCAGUGAAAUACGAGGAGUUAUACUGCUUUUCAUUCAACCCCAAGCUGGAUAAAGAAGAAAGAGAACAAGGUUGGAUGCUGAUUGAUCUUAGUGAAGAAUACAAGCGCAUGGGUCUCCCUAAUGAUGAUUGGCAGCUCAGUGAUGUGAAUAGAGACUACAGAGUUUGUGAUUCUUACCCGACUGAGCUGUAUGUUCCCAAAUCGGCCACGGCACACAUCAUAGUGGGGAGUUCCAAAUUCCGGAGUAGGCGACGAUUUCCAGCCCUUUCUUACUACUAUAAAGAUAACCAUGCCUCCAUCUGUCGGAGCAGCCAGCCCCUGUCAGGCUUCAGUGCCCGGUGCCUGGAGGAUGAGCAGAUGCUCCAGGCCAUCAGGAAAGCCAACCCAGGAAGCGACUUCAUUUACGUCGUUGACACUCGGCCCAAACUUAAUGCCAUGGCCAAUCGCGCUGCAGGGAAAGGCUACGAGAAUGAAGACAACUAUUCCAACAUCAAGUUUCAGUUUAUCGGGAUAGAGAACAUCCACGUCAUGAGGAACAGUCUGCAAAAAAUGCUGGAAGUGUGUGAACUUAAGUCUCCCUCCAUGAGUGACUUUCUGUGGGGACUAGAGAACUCUGGCUGGCUGAGGCACAUUAAGGCCAUCAUGGAUGCAGGAACCUUCAUUGCAAAGGCAGUUUCGGAGGAAGGGGCAAGUGUGCUUGUCCACUGUUCCGAUGGCUGGGACAGGACGGCUCAGGUGUGCUCAGUGGCCAGCCUCCUGCUGGAUCCGCACUACCGGACUCUGCAGGGCUUCAUGGUAUUAAUUGAAAAGGACUGGAUUUCCUUUGGUCAUAAGUUUAAUCACAGAUAUGGCAAUCUAGAUGGUGAUCCAAAAGAAAUCUCUCCAGUUAUUGACCAGUUCAUUGAGUGUGUUUGGCAAUUAAUGGAACAAUUUCCCUGUGCAUUUGAGUUCAAUGAGAGGUUUCUGAUUCACAUUCAACAUCACAUUUAUUCCUGCCAGUUUGGAAACUUCCUAUGUAACAGCCAAAAAGAGAGACGAGAACUUAAAAUUCAAGAAAGAACAUACUCUUUAUGGGCUCACCUGUGGAAGAAUCGGGCCGACUACCUGAAUCCUCUAUUUAGAGCUGACCACAGUCAGCCCCAGGGAACCCUUCGUCUCCCCACAACGCCAUGCAACUUCAUGUACAAGUUUUGGAGUGGGAUGUAUAACCGCUUUGAAAAGGGCCUGCAGCCCCGACAAUCAGUUACAGACUACCUCAUGGCCGUGAAGGAGGAAACCCAGCAGCUGGAGGAGGAGCUGGAGGUCCUAGAAGAGAGGCUGGAAAAAAUCCAAAAAGUCCAGUUAAAUCGCACUAAAGUGAAGAGUAAGCCAAGUGAGCCCAGCAAACACUCUGGGUUUUCUACCUCAGACAACAGCACGGCCAACACGCCCCAGGAUUACAGUGGGAAUGUGAAAUCGUUUCCAUCCAGGAGCCCUUCACAAGGCGACGAAGACUCUGCUCUGAUUCUAACCCAAGACAAUCUGAAAAGCUCAGAUCCAGACCUGUCCGCCAACAGCGACCAGGAGUCGGGGGUGGAGGACUUGAGCUGCCGCUCUCCCAGCGGUGGGGAGUGUGCCCCAAGCGAAGACAGCACCAAGGACCGGGAUUCCGACGAAGCCGUGUUCCUCACGGCAUGAAGCUUCCCUUCGGAGGUUCCAAAACAAAGGACACACAAGAAACACUUUCCAAAAAUAAGGGAACAGUGCAAUUUAAGAUACAAAAUAACUCCAGAAAUGGUGCAUGCCACUGCGAAUUAUAAAAUGCAGCGAUGAAAACGGGAGGGGGAAGAGUCCAACUUGGUUUCUUUAGACGCUGAAGAACAGGAAGUAGCCAUUUCUUGGAUCAAAUAAAUAUUAAGGGCAUUCUCCAAUUUGAAAAUCCUUCUAGACUAUGGCAGUUUUAUUCAUGACAGAGCAAUGGCCUCUACUGUCACCCGAGGUUAUCAAUACAAAUCUUCCUGUCACAGCAUGCAUCUGCUAGCCCUGACCCCGUUCCCUCACACCUGCUACCAUCUGCAGUCCUUCUCUGUAUUUCACUCCCUGAGGCAUAUUUGUUUCUAAAACAUUCGAUGUUAUCUUCCUUCCUGACUCUGUUAUCAAUAUUUCUAAUAACAAAGCACAUUGUUGAGAUGCACCCUUUUUUGGUUAAUAGAUAUAUUUCUGUACCUGAAGAGCUUUGUAAUUGCUUAAGUUUAUCUUUCAGGUUUAAGGACCACUUUAACUUUUCCUUGGAUAAUAUAUUUUGAAUUGUUAUAAUAAUUUUGCCUUUUUCUGGAAUCUCUUUACUUGUCACCAUUUAAAAAACGCUAAAACUUAUAACUCACUUUUUCUCUGACACGGGUCUACUAACUAAUAAAGUAGAAGCAAAAUUUA
Hipposideros armiger (great roundleaf bat) is the source of this 2934-nucleotide messenger RNA. RefSeq names its product myotubularin related protein 7 (gene MTMR7). Gene Ontology annotation, biological process: phosphatidylinositol dephosphorylation. Gene Ontology annotation, molecular function: phosphatidylinositol-3,5-bisphosphate phosphatase activity; phosphatidylinositol-3-phosphate phosphatase activity. NCBI's taxonomy places the organism in Eukaryota, Metazoa, Chordata, Mammalia, Chiroptera, Hipposideridae. The transcript has 15 exons. The record is from RefSeq and is a predicted model, not a curated record. Gene Ontology annotation, cellular component: cytoplasm. The coding region runs from base 598 to 2199 and encodes 533 amino acids.